CGAUAUAUUGACUUUUGGAAGAUAUAUUGACUCUGACUUUUACUGGCCUCUUGUUGUAGCAACGAACAGGGAGGAAAUGACCGGGAAAAAAACAGAGAAAUAAGCAGAGUUCGUCGCCGGUGAGCGACCAAAGGCAGAUAAAGAGGAAUUGAGAAGGGAGAGAGGUUGGAGAGAGAAAGAGAAACAAUUUCCGGCAUGGCAUCUGGUGUUAAAACAACGAACACUGGAGCCAUUUCUGCUCCGGCAUAGAGAUAAUGAGUAAUGACUAGUGAGGACUUAUACGAGGCAAUCAUAUAAAGUUAGGUGAUGAAAAUUGAUAAUUUUCCCUCCGUUCAAGUUUCUACUCAAGUCUCCUUAUCCUUUUUAUAUGUGUCUUCCCUUCCGCCAUAACCACAGAGACGGAGGGUUUAAGGGACUUUCUCAAGGGUUUUGACGAACUGAAGUUAAAGAAGCAAGAGGCGACAACAACGAGAGCAAAAGCGCAGCAGGUCCAUAACCAAACGGUAAUCCUUUCUCCUUCCUAAAUUUCCCUUUUCCCCAUCAUUUCUCUGCUCCUCUGUCCUGUUUAAGUUCCGUACUUCUUCAAGAAACAAGGUGAUGUAAUGGUGGAGAAAUCUUCUCCUUCUCAUUAUCUUUUCUUCCGCCAUUUCGUUGCUUCCCUCCCUGUCUUUACUUGUUGAAGUUCGUAGCUUUAAUAGAUUGGCAGUCUCGUUCCUACCAUAUAAGCUGAUGAAUGAAUUUGAGAAUUUAUUUAUUUAUUACUGUAGUGGCGGCAAAUUGAAAGCACAUGGGUCAUCAGGCUUUGACAAUCCACAAUUGGUCCUCGCUGGUACAAGCUCAACGAUUUGGUGAUUCUGAAUUGGGACUUAGCAAGUUCGCUGAUUCUACUUCUCCUUUUUGUUUCACUGCCCAAUUAUUGAAGGUCCGUCUUCGCUGUGUUGAUAGAGUAAGAGCUUCUAAACCAGUUGAAAGCCUUAAUUCAGGUGGUGGAAAGAAAAGGGAAGGUGCAGAAUGCAGCGAUAGCGAUGGCGAUGAUGAUGAAGAUGAUGAUGAUUCGACCAGAAGAGCUAAGGCGAACGACCCUUAUGCUAUGAAUCCUGAAGAGAGACGUGAAUGGAGGAAGAAAAUUAGGGAAGUUCUAGCCAAGCAUCCUGAUAAAGAGCUACAGUUUAAUGCUGAAGAGAAGAGGGCGAAGAUGGAGAAGCUUUUGGCUGAUUAUCCCCUCGUUGUGGACGAAGAGGAUCCUGAUUGGCCUGAAGAUGCUGAUGGAUGGGGGUUUAGUUUGGGUCAAUUCUUCAACAAGAUCUCAAUCAAGAAUGUCAAGAAGGAUAAUGAUGAUGAUGAGAAGUAUGAUAGUGAUAACGAGAUAGUGUGGCAAGAUGAUGAUUAUAUUCGUCCAAUCAAGGACAUUACCACUGCAGAAUGGGAGGAGACUCUAUUCAAAGAUAUCAGCCCCUUGAUUGUGCUAGUUCAUAAUCGGUAUAAAAGGCCAAAGGAGAACGAGAGAAUUCGAGUUGAGUUGGAGAAAGCUGUGCAUAUCAUAUGGAACUGUGGGUUGCCCUCCCCAAGAUGUGUUGCAGUUGAUGCUGUUGUUGAGACUGAUUUAGUUUCUGCUCUUAAAGUUUCUGAAUUCCCAGAAAUUAUGUUUACAAAGGCAGGCAAGGUCUUACACCGUGAGAAAGCGAUACGAACAGCUGAUGAGUUCUCGAAGAUAAUGGCCUAUUUCUAUUAUGGAGCAGCCAAGCCACCUUGCUUAGAUAAGAUUGGUGAUUGCCAGGAAAUGAUCACAACUGUAAAAGUCAAUGACAAUCAGUAAUGCAAUAUCUGUUGUUGCUACAUAUUGCUAAGGUUAGUCAACUUCCUGAUCUCUAUUGAACAUGCUUAUCAUACAUAGUGUUGAUUAUCGAGUCAUUUGGAUGCUACUAGAUGGUAGAUUCUGAAUUUGUUUCAACAUCUAGAUUCCUUUGAGAACUUGUGCAGAAGAUUUAGCUAAGCAUGGUCAAAAUUACUGUAGUAAGUUCCAUGAGAGUUUCUUUAAGGUUUGAUAUCUUUCAAUAUGUAGCUCAGUUUAUUGCAAGGAUUACUCGGUCAUGGAAGUGCUAGAGCGAAAGGACAAAGAAUGGAUACUCACCUUAAGUAAACUUUCCGUACAUUGUACCUAUGAGAUAUGAUCCAUAUGUGUGUAACUUAUUGUCAAGUUAUACAGGAAAUCAAUUAUUGAAGACACCACAACUACAGAAAGCUUUAUGGUAAUGGAAUCUGAAGGCAAAGAGCUGCUUCAUGUUCGAGCCAUCAAACUUGCAGUUAGCUACACCAACAAUCCUUUUCUCUCCAUGUCCUCCAAGAACUGUAAGGCAUUUCCCACUGCUACUAGAUAACCAGAAUCUGUAACCUCUGUGCUUUACUUUCUCUGGUGGAUUGGUAGAUUUCCAGUCAUCUUCUGCUAAGCUUUCCAGUGACUUCGACGAUCGAAGAGCCACCUUGCCAACCUUGUUAACAGUUAGAUAACUCUGUUCACCAGAGCAUUUGUCCAUAUAGUUGCUGAACCUGUGAAAAAGAAUUACAGUAGCCAAUAGCAUCAUCAUCUGCUUUUACAUUGGGAUAAAUUACAUACUGCGUGAUUUGAAUUAGGUGAUUUCUUCCUUCAUGCUUUGAAAGUAAAUGUUGCAAGCACCGUAGGUUGAUCAAAACAUAAGAAAAGGUGGUGUGUUCCUUUCCAUUGAUCUCGGUGUCUGGAGCAUUACUUUUUAUGAUCAAAUGUGAAGCAGAUAACCUAUUCAGUGACUUGGUAUGUACCUCUUUUUUUAUAUGAUCCACAUAUGACAUAUCUACACAGUAUUCAAACCUUGGGAGCUUGGAUUGCCCGAAAUUGCUGUUCACUUGGCUUGUCAUUUUGGAUUUCAUUAGGCCUUUGUGAGUCUAUCCUCGUUUGUUUUUCCCUCUUCUUGCUUUAUGGUGAACGAUGUGCCAUGCUUACCCAUACAUGCUGCAAAUUUCGGGUUUUGAUUCCGUUAGAACGUUGGUUUUUAAGCUGAUGGAUGAAACUUAUAGGCGAACCAAUGUGAUUCGGCUGAUCGAAGAUGAAAGAAAGUUGGCAACUUCGUUGCCAUUUAGCUUUGGAUUCCCUUGUGAAAAGUUUGAUAGGUUUGGCUUUAGCAUCUUUCUUGCAUAUUUUGUUUCUCAUCAUCUGUAUUAUCAUUGCUGAACUGCAGACCACUGCAUAUACUAGUUUUGUGAAAGGAUUGUGCAUGCAUAGCAAUUAAUUUCCUAUAUGAUAAAACUGAUUAUGUAAA
Molecule: messenger RNA, 3293 nt
Organism: Linum trigynum
Lineage: Eukaryota; Viridiplantae; Streptophyta; Magnoliopsida; Malpighiales; Linaceae
Source: the annotation of a GenBank genome assembly